This is a messenger RNA of Adineta ricciae, 804 nucleotides long. The record is from the annotation of a GenBank genome assembly. Lineage: Eukaryota; Metazoa; Rotifera; Eurotatoria; Adinetida; Adinetidae.
AUGAUGAUGAUGUCUUCUUUGGAAAUUGAUGAAAAUUUGAUUCAAUCAUGGAAUAAUGCAUCGGAUUCACUUAAUCGUUAUUUUCCAAUAUUUAUUUAUACAUUUGGUAUUACUGGAAAUCUUCUAAAUAUUCUCGUUUUAUCUCAACGACCACUUCGAUUAAAUCCUUCAGCUCUUUUCUUUAUGUUUUCAUCAAUAUCAGGUCUUAUUGCACUUCUUAGUGGUUUAACAACACGAAUGAUGGCUGGUUAUUCAACUGAUAUGACAACAACAAUUGAUUGGAUUUGUAAAAUUCGUAAUUAUGUAUUAUAUAGUGCAAGAACAAUUACUCUUUGGUCAAUUACAUUUGCAACAAUUGAUCGUUGGUUGGCAUCAAGUACAAAUGUUCAUAAAAGACAAUUAAGUACAUUAAAAAAUGCUCAACGAAGUCUUUUCAUUGUUCAUAUUUAUGCAAUUCUUCUUAAUGUUCCAAUUCUUUAUUGUUAUCAAGCAAAUUUAACUGGAAUUCUUCGAGGUUGUUAUGGUGCAACAUAUUCUUGUCGUUUAAUAACUGAUUUUAUUUAUACAAUAGCAACAACAUUAUUUCCAUUAAUACUAAUGAUUAUUUUUGGUUGUUUAACUAUUCGAAAUAUUCGUCAAACACGACAACGUAUUUUGAAUGUAACAAUGAUUAAAAUGAGUGAUGAACGUCCAACAACAAUGGUACAUAUUCAUGGAAAACAUAAUAAAAAGACAGAAAAACAUUUACUUGAAAUGCUUGGUGUUCAAGUGACUUUAUUGGUGAUUUUAACAUUUCCACAUGGA